AUGAACAAUCUGCAGGAAAAUAGUGCAGCUUCUCCUGCCUCUCCUUCUGUGAAAGACCUUGAGAAGAUUUUGUAUGGAGGUAAAAGGUUUGGUAAUCAUGUUGAUGAAGUUUGGCCUAACCUGUUCAUUGGAGAUAUGUCAGUAGCUAAUGAUCGCUACAGUCUGUGGAAGCUGGGAAUCACCCAUGUUGUGAAUGCAGCUCAUGGGAAGAUGCACUGUCAGGGGAGUCACUACUUCUAUGGAUCCACCGUGGAUUAUUAUGGAGUGCCUGCAGAUGACUCACCGUCUUUUGACCUCUCUCGAUAUUUCUUUCCCUCUGCUGAGUAUAUUCAUAACGCACUUAACACGACAAGUGCUCGAGUUCUCGUCCACUGUGCUGUUGGCGUGAGCAGGUCUGCCUCCAUCGUCCUGGCCUACCUAAUGAUCCACCACAAUUACACGCUACUAGAUGCAAUCAAUAAGGUCAAAGAGCGCAGGUGGAUCUUCCCAAACAGAGGAUUCCUUAAACAGCUUCGUGCUUUGGGUAUGAAACUGCAAAAGACUUCAUGA
Pelmatolapia mariae (spotted tilapia) is the source of this 549-nucleotide messenger RNA. RefSeq names its product dual specificity protein phosphatase 13A-like. Gene Ontology annotation, cellular component: cytoplasm. Lineage: Eukaryota; Metazoa; Chordata; Actinopteri; Cichliformes; Cichlidae. The coding region runs from base 1 to 549 and encodes 182 amino acids. The transcript is spliced from 3 exons. Gene Ontology annotation, molecular function: protein tyrosine/serine/threonine phosphatase activity; MAP kinase phosphatase activity. Gene Ontology annotation, biological process: negative regulation of MAPK cascade; protein dephosphorylation. The record is from RefSeq and is a predicted model, not a curated record.